This is a messenger RNA of Oldenlandia corymbosa var. corymbosa, 1010 nucleotides long. The record is from the annotation of a GenBank genome assembly. NCBI's taxonomy places the organism in Eukaryota, Viridiplantae, Streptophyta, Magnoliopsida, Gentianales, Rubiaceae.
CAAAUUGUUCUAAUAAGGACAAUGAUUUGGUCUGGAUUAAUUAUUGAAACCUUUACUAAGAUCCAGAUCUAAUAAGAACAGUGAUAGGCUGGAUAUGUAGGUUGAAAACGUGCAUGAUUCCUCAUGAAGCAAUCAAACCACAUCUUCAUUUCCUCCAUAUAAUCCCUCUAUAUAUAUAAGAAAUCAUGUCUACGUUAUAUAACAUUAUUAAAUACACCUCCAUUCUACAGAAAAACCAAAAAUGAGGCCACAAAUUCAGCUUCUACUCUUCAUUCUACUCACAACCCUCCUUUUCCACUCCUCGGAAACUUCGCAACCACCUCGGAAAACCCGGCUAGAAAAGCCGGUCGUAAUUCCCGACAACCAGACAAUCUACGAAACCUCAAAAAGCCUAUGUUGGAACUGCGUAGGAGAAGCAUUCCAGUUCUUGUUCGCGCACAACUUAGUACGAGCAUCGAAGUGGGAGCUGCCGCUGACGUGGGAUUCCCAGCUCGAGAACUACGCGAAAUGGUGGGCGGGACAAAGGAGGGCGGAUUGCGCGGUGAUGCAUUCCUUCCCGGAGUACGAUUUCAAGCUCGGGGAGAACAUAUACUGGGGAAGCGGGUCGACUUGGUCGCCGACCGACGCCGUCAAAGCUUGGGCUGCCGAGGAGAAGUACUAUAAUUACAGGUCGAAUUCUUGUGCCGACGGACAACUCUGCGGGCAUUAUACGCAGAUUGUUUGGAAGAGUACGAGGAGAGUUGGGUGUGCUCGUGUAGUUUGUGACAGUGGCGAUGUUUUUAUGACUUGUAAUUAUUUCCCACCUGGGAAUUACGUCGGUGAGCGACCAUAUUGAAUAAAAUUGUAUUGUUUUUAGUAAUACGGUACAAUUUAUAGUGUGAAUUAUUUUUACAAGAUACAUGAGUAAUAUUCAUUGAACUUUUAGCUCUAUAUGGUGGUAUUUGACGGUUACUCAACGUUGUGGAGGUUAAAAUGAAAAUAAGAUCUACUAAUAAUAAUAUACCUUCGGA